This is a messenger RNA of Trematosphaeria pertusa, 1758 nucleotides long. RefSeq lists its product as uncharacterized. Lineage: Eukaryota; Fungi; Ascomycota; Dothideomycetes; Pleosporales; Trematosphaeriaceae. The record is from RefSeq and is a predicted model, not a curated record. Gene Ontology annotation, molecular function: ubiquitin protein ligase activity; metal ion binding. Bases 1 to 1758 code for a protein of 585 amino acids. The transcript has 3 exons. Gene Ontology annotation, biological process: protein polyubiquitination.
AUGGCGGGUCCCAACGGCCACGGCCCCAUGCCUGUCCCAGGCGGACCGCAUGCCCGCAUGGGCAACGGCCACGGGCAUGGAGCAAACAUGCGCGAGAUGGGCUUCGGCGGUCCGCGCAGCCCGCCCAACAACAAGAGUACCUCCCACGUGCCGUGCAAAUUCUAUCGCCAGGGUGCCUGCCAGGCCGGCAAAGCCUGCCCGUUCCUGCACUCAGACGAGCCGCUCGCGGAGCGCGCGCCGUGCAAAUACUUCACAAAAGGAAACUGCAAGUUUGGCCCGAAAUGCGCCCUCGCCCACAUCCUCCCGAAUGGGCACAUCGUCAAUCGCAACAACGUCAUGGGCGGCGGGGGCCCCUUCGGCCGCAUGAACAUCCCACACCAUCCCGAUCCGGCCCCGAAUAGCUCGCUCCUCACAAUGCAGGCGCACAUGGCGCCCAUGCAACCUGGCUACCCUUAUCAGAUGCAGGACGAGUACUUGCCUGGCCAGAAGUCGCAGUACGACAUGAUACCUACCAUCGACACCACCUUCUCUUCGCACCCGGGCUCGCAGUACGGGUCGCCGCCAAACGAGAACGGCCGUCUACCAAUAUCUCCAGUGCAGAAGGGGCUGAGCGUUAUGGACGUGCAGCUGCCGGCCUCGUUCGAUAGCCAGGGCAUCUCGCAUAUGGCACGGUAUGGUCCGAUCGCGUCCUCUGUGCCAGCCAAGUUUCUCGCGAACUCUCCCCCGUCUUCGUUCCAUGGCGACUCACCUGCGCUGCGGAACCUGCACGACUCUGCGUUUGGCGAUAGAUCCCACAGUAGAGCUGCCGCGCUGGGCUCGUCUCCGCCUGAGUCAAUCGAGCAACCCGUAGGACGGAGAAUCAUGCAUUCUGAGAUGGGUGCCCAUCGGUCAAAGGGCAUGUUGUCCGCGAGUGUUGGUGCGCGUCCGCCGCUCGCAGUCCACGAUGACUGGGACGAAUCGGAGCUGAUCGGAAAAUUCGAAGAGGAUCUGCUACCGAGCUCGCUCAAUGACCUGCUAACACCACAGGAAAAGAUGCGCCGAUUCUCUCGCGAUCAGACUGACAACGAAGGCAACUCGCUUUCUCAUCGAGCUUCGCUGUCCAGGCUAGGAGCCUCGCCAACUGCGUCAGAUCUCAAGGUCGGUUCGCCUUCAGCCGCUACCUCCUCUCCAUCUCGAUUCCAGUCACUGUGGGGCAAGCCGCGCCCUCAGGAUACGGGAUUCGAAUCUGGCUCGCUACCUGGACAAUCUGCGUUCGGUCACGUUGGCUCGCCUCUUCGCAACUCGACCCUCCAUCCAGGCGCAAGCCCGUCUCUGCGCGCUGUUAAUCGUCCCACACCCAACAUCGAGAGCCCAUUUGUUUCAUCGCCACCUCGCCAGGCCUCCAUGAGCAUGAUCAGCCAGCAGCUGCAGCGAACGCGACUCUCGUCCCGAGCAUCCGAAGAAGGUGGGCUCCCCAGCAACCCCAUGCAUCCUGGAAUGAAUCGUGUUACCUCCGCAUCCAGCAUUGGAAGUUCCAGCAGCCGCCUCGGUAUGGAUCGGGCUGUCAGCAGCAGCAGUAUCAACCGCGAGAGGAUCGAGGAAGAGCAGGGCCUGUUCAGCAUGGAAGAGGAGGACGAUAUCAAUGCGAAGAGCAAGGACGGCGCCUCGACCACGUCAAGCACGAGCAACAAGCGGCUGAGUGGCUUGUCCUGGGGUAGCGGUGGAAAAGCGAGCCCGAGUCUCGCUCCCAUCGGCGGUCAUCGGUCUGGGAAGUUCUAG